ACUGAUCUUCUUAGGCAUGACACCCUUGACUCUAUCUUUUACAAUUUGUUUCAAGCUAUUCAUAACAAACUGAGUUGUAGGCACUGGUUUAUUCCAGAAACUAUGAUUCCUGCUUCUCCAAACCAAAUAAACCAGGUUGCCACCCCUGCAUAACAAAUUUGAGUUCUGAACUUGGAAUAUCUUCUUUUGAUAGUGCUAAUGAGAUUCUGCAAAACUGGACUAACAACCUGAAUUCCUAACCAGCUGACAAGCUCUUGGAAACACAUGUUACUAUACUGACAGCUAAAAAAUAAGUGCACUUUGUGUGACAUUACAUUUAACUUUUAUUGCUUUACUCCGUUUAGCGGACAGUUCCUUACGACAAUUCAAAUUAGCCAACCUUAAUCUCUCAAUAUGUUUUAUGCAGGGAAACGAAUUUCAGCCAAGGUGAUUAUUGUCAUUGUUAGUCCUAUAGUCGCUGUCUUAGUGGCCUUGCUUGUUACGAGUACAAUCAUUCGUUACAAGAGACCCAAGACAUACGACGUUGUUGAAAUUGAUGUUGAAGGUAAUAAUACAGAUUUCACAACCGUUGAAUCCUUGCAAUAUGACCUAGCAACGCUCCGAUCGGCAACAAAUGAUUUUUCAGAUGACAGUAAAUUGGGUGAAGGUGGAUUUGGUGGUGUCUAUAAGGGUACAUUGUCAAACGGACAACGGAUAGCAGUGAAGAGGCUGUCUAUAAACUCUAGUCAAGGACUACAAGAAUUAAAAAAUGAGGUCAUACUAGUAGCCAAACUUCAACACAGGAAUUUGGUGAGGCUAUUGGGAUUUUGUUUCGAGGGGCAAGAGAAGUUACUCGUAUACGAAUAUAUGCCCAACAAGAGCCUUGACAAUUUUCUCUACGAUCCUGAAGGUCAAGGACUACUUGACUGGGGUACGCGCUACAAAAUUAUAGGAGGCAUAGCUCGAGGGAUGCUUUAUCUCCAUCACGAUUCUCAACUAAGAAUUAUACACCGAGAUCUAAAGGCAAGUAACGUCUUGUUGGAUGACGAUAUGAAUGCUAAGAUUUCAGACUUUGGCAUGGCAAAGAUUUUUGUAGUGGAUCAAAGCCAAGGCAACACAAGCAGAGUUGUCGGAACAUAUGGCUACAUGGCUCCCGAGUAUGCAAUGCACGGAAAUUUCUCUAACAAAUCAGACGUUUACAGUUUUGGAGUGUUAGUCUUGAAAAUCAUUAGUGGAAAGCGAAACAGUGCAUUUUCUGAAUCAGGGGAAGCAGAGGACCUUUUAAGCUAUGCAUGGAAACAUUGGAGAGACGGGACGCCUUUGGAAUUCAUUGAUCCAACAAUAAGAGACUCGUGCUCAAUUGAUGAAGUUAUGAGAUGCAUUCAUAUAGGCUUGCUAUGUGUUCAAUGUUGGAGUUUGUUCCUCCAAAAAAGGAAUGCUUCAAAAGAAUGAAAAACCAAUUGUCUCACAUUGAUAAAAAACUCACAUACUACCUUCUUUAUA
Messenger RNA from Spinacia oleracea (spinach), 1482 nucleotides. Its product is annotated as cysteine-rich receptor-like protein kinase 10. The coding region runs from base 394 to 1431 and encodes 345 amino acids. The transcript has 6 exons. Lineage: Eukaryota; Viridiplantae; Streptophyta; Magnoliopsida; Caryophyllales; Amaranthaceae. Gene Ontology annotation, molecular function: ATP binding; protein serine/threonine kinase activity. Gene Ontology annotation, cellular component: plasma membrane. Gene Ontology annotation, biological process: protein phosphorylation; defense response to bacterium. The record is from RefSeq and is a predicted model, not a curated record.